Messenger RNA from Lytechinus pictus (painted urchin), 3853 nucleotides. RefSeq names its product membrane-associated transporter protein-like. Gene Ontology annotation, molecular function: sucrose:proton symporter activity. The transcript has 2 exons. Gene Ontology annotation, cellular component: membrane. Lineage: Eukaryota; Metazoa; Echinodermata; Echinoidea; Temnopleuroida; Toxopneustidae. Gene Ontology annotation, biological process: transmembrane transport. The record is from RefSeq and is a predicted model, not a curated record. The coding region runs from base 677 to 2371 and encodes 564 amino acids.
GUAGACAGAGUGAAAACUGGGGAUGGGGAGGUAUAUGGAUUUUUUUUGCGCGCGCGAACGAUCGUGACAUUUCCGAAUAUUACUCCGCCUUGCAUGGGGUCGUUGUAAAGAGACCCCUUCGUCCGCAGCGAUACAUCUGUCUUAAUGGGAUGGCCCGAGUGAUCUGCGCUGCGUGGCAAAUCAAAUCGGUGUGAGUGGUACGGAAAAUUGAAAGCAUUCUGAGUGCGAUUUUAGUUUGGCCAUCACCCUGAUUUGAAAGUCAAUUUGGAAGAGAGAGUGACGCAGCUCGGAAGGGAUUCGGUUGGUAGGCUAUGGGAGACAGUAAAUCUCAUCUCAUGACUCGUGUUCCUGAUGUAGGAUGCAGGACUUCUCAUGCCAUCUAUUAUGCCAACACUUCAUUUCAAUCGUAUAGCAGCGUGUUUGUAAUACAUUCGCCAUCUGGAUUCUGUGAUAACUGCGACUGAUUAAAAAAUGGGGAGUAAUUAACAGCGAUAUACCAAGGAUUCACAGUGAUUGCGUAAUCAAAACCAGAAGCGUGGAAGUAGAUGUAGUUCUGCUCGCAUUCAUUAUUUUCUGGUUCACACCUAUGUGACAAAGUCUGUCGUGUAGUAAUAAUUCAUCUUUUCUUUCUCCGUAUUAACACACUAAGAGGAAAACGUUUCAAAAACUAUUCGGAAUGGAUCCUCGUAUUGGGCUUAUUGUCGAUGGAAUCAUCAGUGCAUGUCGAACUGGAUGGCGACGACUGGUUCGACACCGAGCCGAAGAUACUAUCCCGAUCAUCAGCUGCGAUGGCGGUCGAGACCUCGACCACACCGGCGAGGACGGAGUCAGCACUCAACGAAAGUCUUGGUUUCGUUUGGCUAGGUUAAGCGGGACGGUGUGCGGCAUCGAGUUCUGCUACGCGGCCGAAACAGCGUUCGUGUCUCCGAUCCUACUCCGAAUAGGUAUUCCACAGAGGUUCAUGACAAUGAUCUGGUGCUUGAGUCCCUUGCUUGGGUUCUUUCUCAUGCCACUCUUAGGUUCUGCAAGUGACCGCUGUUCCUCCAGACUUGGUCGAAGACGUCCUUUCAUCCUUCUUCUCUCUGCAGUUAUCUUUAUCGGUCUUCUGCUGGUACCUAACGGAUAUAGGUUAGGUCUCACAAUGUGUGGCCACCAUGACUCCUCAUCAUCGCGUUCAUAUGGGAAUAACUCGGGAGAAACCCCGUCAAUAAAUGGCUUUGGGACAACAGGAAAUAGUCCUCAGGAUGAAACACCUUUGGUGACACCUUCCAACUCUUACCAGAAUUCUGAACAAUCCUCCUACGGUGACAACUUUCCGACAACGGAAGGCAACUUUGAGAACCUGACUUGGGAGGCGACCACACCCUGGACGGAGACCGUGCAUGUGGUGGCGGGACACGCCUGUGGAGUUAUCCUGACCAUUUUGGGUGUGGCUUUCCUUGACUUCAGCUGUGACGCCUGCCAAUCACCAAGCCGAGCCUAUUUGAUUGACGUGACACACCCUUCAGACCACACCCGUGGAUUGGCUACAUUCAGUUUUAUGGCUGGAUUUGGAGGCGCAGCGGGUUACCUCAUCGGUGGGAUACCAUGGGGUGAAAGUUCACUUUCGGCUGUCAUUGGUGCUCAUGUUAGAUAUGUAUUUGGCCUUAUCACGAUCAUCUUCGUAGUGGCUAUGAUUAUAACGGUUACCGCUGAACGAGAACAAACCCUAGCCGAGAUCAACCCUGUCGAAUCAAAACGACGUCGGAAACGAGAAGGUACCUAUGGAGGUAUGGACGACGACGACGAGGAGGUGGAGCUCGGAGUUAUCGAACAGAGAAAGAAGAAUUAUGGCUCACAGAAGACGGACAUCGUCCAGACAACGGACGUCGUCUCCGAGGCGUCCGGAGCAAAGCCUGGGGCAGAUGAACAACUUCCGGUUGAAACAGGGAAGGAGGAUGUACCGAACGGCAUACAUGGCGCAAGGUCAAAGGUGAUAGAUGGAGACGAAAGCGAUGGUAAGAUGGGAAUGUAUCAGGCGUUGCCUGAGACGUCAUCUACCAAGGAUUCUGGGAAGGAUGAACCAGAAGAGAUGGCUACCAUGGGAACAUAUCUCUUGUCUAUUGUCUUCAUGCCUCCAUCUCUCCGAAUCCUUUGCUUCACGCAUCUUCUAGGUUGGAUGUCUCUACUCUGCUAUUCGCUUUAUUUUACGGAUUUCAUGGGCCAGGAGGUCUACGGGGGAGACCCGACCGCUCCUCCAGGAUCCAUGGCCAGACAGGUCUACGCCGAUGGGGUGAGGAAGGGAUCCUACGCAAUGGCUCUAUACUCCAUCACUUGUUCUAUCACAUCGCUCUGUACAGAGUGGCUUAUUAGAAAAAUAGGUAAGAUAUAGUUUUAUUUUCUGAUUUUAAACCUUUUGGGGACCUUUUUUAAACAGUGGGUUGAUUGUAAUAGAUAGCUUAAAUUUCAGAUGAUCACAAGAAUAAAUUAAUUACAACCAAAACUAUAUAAAGAUAUACAAUUGGGGAGGAACUUAUUUGUAUUCUAAAAACAAAUAAGUCCAAUUGACUAGAUCGUUACUUGAUCAGCUCGGUUCAACUGAUAUUUUGAACUACUAGGACUAUCUGUUCCAGUUAUUUAGGACUAAAAUAAUAGUCCUCACAUAGCUGACGCAUUCACCUAGUCAUGUUAAAUAAUUUGUUUUAAAUAAGUCAGAAUAUGUCAAGCGACUAUGACGUCAUAAAGAACAACUAACUUAACAUACUUUUCAUAGCGAAAUCCGGAAUUAGAUGUCAUUACUUUUGUCAUGACAUCAUUUUGUAACAGAAAAUCAUGACAGGCGCCUCUCCCAUUGCCAAACUUGCAGCAUAGUAAACGACCUUCCAUCUGUUGGUUCUGCUUUACAAUUGAUGAAGCUUUUAACUAAUAACGCAGGAUUAGAAGUAUAUGUAUUCACCGCGUACAUUAAUUAGACUCGCCUCGGCUCUCUACCUUUAGUAAAUCAAACGUAAUAUCUGUCAUAGUUCUGUGAUUAUUCCAUUUGUUGCGAGUCCAGUUGAGAACAUGGCAUGUGGAAAUUUCAUUUUGUCCAAACUACAUGUACACAGUCUUUACCGUAUCUCUAUUACGUUUUAUACUCCCAUUACUGUUUGUUAUGUAGGAAAUAUGGCCUAAUGCAUGCGUAAGGAAAAUUGUUUAAUCAACUAUUGAUAGACCUACCUGUUAAUAAAAUGACUUAAAAUUCUCUAAUGUAUACACUGGCUCUAAUAAUAGACGUGGUAAGAUAAUAUAAAUCUAAAUAUGGUUACUUCUCAACCAUAAAAAUGUUUUGUCUUGUUUUUUUUAACAUUUUUUCUCUUUCGAAUUUUAGUGUUAUAAUAAUUUCAAUAUUACUAUUUAGAGUUGAGUCUAUUGUGAGCAACAAGCAGACGUAUCUUAUCAGACGAUUUAUUCACACAUUAAUAUGAUAUCCAUCCAAUACAAGCGUAAAAUUACUAGAUUCCUUUAUAAAGCAAUACAGCAGUCCAAAUUAAUCGUUUAAUACCGAGAACAACAUGAAUAACGAAAAGAGCAUGAAAUAAUAUUCAUCCAGCUAUACUUCCACAAAUAUUAAGAAUAAACUGUUAUCUCAUUGCUAUUCAUUGAAUCUCUCAGACCUGGUGAAUGUAUCAGCUAAAUGUCAAAUUUUGCAUUUCGAUGUUCGAUCCAGUUCAUUUCACUUCAUACCGACUUCUAUAUAGCUUUCACAUUAAUGCAACAGAGUAGAAGUUGUAUAGUAAGGACUUCAAUUUAACAAAAUUUCAAGUACGUUCGUUAAUACUUUUAUAUUAUUGCCUUCUGGUGAUUUAUAAAAAAUAUACAUAUAGCCCCCCCC